AUGAACCGUCCAAAGCCGCGUGGGUUAGGCCGAGGCUCGCGUCCUUCCUAUCCAUCUGUCCCCCCAUCGAGAUCCGUGAACCCUGGCACGGGCGUCAAUAUCGUGCUCAAAGCAGACCAACCCACCGGGCGCACUGUUUCAGGUACAGUCAGCGAGGUGCUUACGCGCGGUGAUCACCCACGCGGCGUCAAAGUGCGCCUCGUCGACGGGCGUGUCGGCAGGGUCCAGAGUCUACGGAACGGCGACCAAGCAGACUCGCCGGGGAUCGACGAAGGCGAAGGAGGAUUACAAAUACGAAGAGAGGGAGGCAAUCCCGGUAGACGGGCUCAUAUUGCUGCACGCGACAUGCGUCUCGAUGGCCCGCAAGAGCCUUCACCGGAACCAUUUGGCCUCGACGCGUAUAUACGACCAGCCAAAGGAAAGAAGCGAGGUGGGAAAUCACAGGCACAACAGACUGCGGGGGAAAGCAACGAUGGUAGAGCGGAUGUCGCUCCAACACCGGCAGCAACCGCGUCAUGCCCUGUCUGCGGCACAUUUGAAGGCGAUGAAGCUGCGGUGGCGCACCAUGUGGCAACCCAUUUCGAGGAUUGA
This is a messenger RNA of Penicillium chermesinum, 591 nucleotides long. RefSeq names its product YwbE family protein. The record is from RefSeq and is a predicted model, not a curated record. NCBI's taxonomy places the organism in Eukaryota, Fungi, Ascomycota, Eurotiomycetes, Eurotiales, Aspergillaceae. The transcript has a single exon. The coding region runs from base 1 to 591 and encodes 196 amino acids.